CCGAAAAAUGUCGACUUGGUCGCCUAAAAUUCUCGCCAUCCGGAUCCACUCGCUGGCGGCAACGUUCAACCGAAGAAGCUACCAUCGUGCCACUGCCCUGCACCGUCCGUCCGGACCACCGAAACUCUCGCCAUACGAUGUAAACUGUAUACUGCGAGCGAACGAACACACGCAAGAGUUUUUUGGCGGGUCCGUUAAAAGCUACGACUCGAACCAGCUCGCCUCAAAUUCACCGAUCGAAGACUCGCGCAGCGAAGCGAGCUGUGUCCAUACGUCCGGUUUGCUGGUGGGGAUAUUCGAUGGCCACGGUGGACCCGCUUGUUCGCAGGUUAUCAGCAAGCGGUUGAUGCGAUACAUUGCGGCAUCGCUCGUACCACCGGAUGAUCUGCGGCAGCAUAUGCUUGGUGGUGCUCAGAGCUUCUCCUUCCUGAGCUGCCACAAUGAUAAGCUUGAAUUUGUGAGCGAAAUCAAGGAACUGUACGAGAAAAGCUUCAACCAGUUCGCGAACGAACUCACCAACACCACGCUCGCCGGUUUUCAGAUGCAUCAAACGCUCGAGAAUGCUUUUAUCCGGCUGGAUCAAGAUCUGUCCCGGGAAGCGAUUGAAAUGCCCAGCCUACGCACGAUGUCGGUUGCGAUGAGUGGUGCUGUGGCGCUCGUUGCACACAUCGACGGACCCCAUCUGCACGUCGCCUCCGUAGGGGAUUGUUCGGCCGUGCUCGGUACCGUAACCGAUACCGGCCAAUGGGUUGCCAAGAAGCUAACCAACGAACACAACUCCGACAAUGUUGGGGAAGUUCGCCGACUGCUCAGCGAACAUCCGGCCACCGAGCGGGACACCGUAAUACGCGGUGAACGUUUACUCGGUCAACUAGCUCCACUGCGUGCGAUGGGCGAUUUUCGCUACAAAUGGACACGCGAACAGCUCGAACAGCUGGUCGUGCCUCAGUUUGGUGAGCAAGUCAUCGCACCCUACUACCUCACGCCACCCUACCUGAGCGCGUGUCCGGAAAUUACGCACCACAUACUAACGCCACGGGACAAGUUUCUUAUCAUCGCAAGCGACGGUCUGUGGGACACGAUGAGCGCCAUGCAGACGGUACAUCUGGUCGGGGAGCAUAUGUACGGGAAAGCGUUCCUGCAACCGUUAACGCUCCCGAAGCAGGACAUAACCCUUGGGGAAAUCAGUCAAAUGCUAAGCACCCGGAAGGCGGGCCUGCAGAAGAAACCGCUCGAUCGUAAUGCGGCAACGCAUCUCAUCCGCAACGCGCUCGGCGGUACCGAGUACGGUGUGGAGCACUCGAAACUAUCGCACAUGCUAUCGUUGCCGCAGGAUAUCGUCAGGUUGUUCCGGGACGAUAUUACCAUAACGGUUAUUUAUUUCGACUCCGAAUAUCUCCGGAACUGUCCUACCUGA
Molecule: messenger RNA, 1417 nt
Organism: Anopheles maculipalpis
Lineage: Eukaryota; Metazoa; Arthropoda; Insecta; Diptera; Culicidae
Gene: Pdp
Product: pyruvate dehydrogenase [acetyl-transferring]-phosphatase 1, mitochondrial
Exons: 3
Coding region: 8-1417 (469 amino acids)
Biological process (GO): protein dephosphorylation
Molecular function (GO): protein serine/threonine phosphatase activity; cation binding
Source: RefSeq, a predicted model, not a curated record